UGCGCAGAAAACGUCAUUGGUCUAACGGUCGCCUCGUGACAAACUGCGCAUGUGCAGGCCGUCAACUCAAAAGGCACGGCUUCGAUAGUGUUUUUUGACGAAUUUCGAGUAAUAACACAAAUUACUUAAGACAUUGUCUCGAAUCUAGGUUUUGCCUUUAGAAAAUUAACAAAUAAGGAAUAUUUUUUCACUUCUUUCAUUUACUUCUCCAUCCCCAAACCCCGGCCUGGUCUACUUAGUCUGCUUCGAACGCUUGCGCUUUUGCGUCUCUGGGUUUAGAAUCUCUGUGUCCACACCUUGGCCCACACACCGCGACGCAAGGUGACGUUCAAUUGCACCGACGUCAAACGUUGCCCCCCACCAUGCGUAUUAAAUGUAUUGUUGUUGGAGUGGUUGUUAUGACUGGACAAGGCCUCGGUUUAAAUUAGGAGACCCCGCCGUCGCUGCCACGGUAGACCUGCCGAUGGAGGGCAUGGACAUAGACCUGGACCCGGAGCUCAUGCAGAAAUUCAACUGUAUGGGCACCACUGACAAGGAUGUCCUCAUCUCAGAGUUCCAAAGACUGCUGGGGUUCCAACUCAACCCGGCAGGAUGCGCCUUCUUCCUUGAUAUGACCAACUGGAAUCUACAGGCAGCCAUCGGUGCCUAUUAUGACGUUGAGAGUCCCAGCAUCAACACAUCAUCCAUGUCCUUUUUGGAGGAUGUGACGAUUGGUGAGGGAGAGUCUGUUCCCCCCGACACACCGUUCACAAAGACCUGGAGGAUACAGAACACAGGUGCAGAGUCCUGGCCACCCGGGGUAUGUCUGAAGUACAUUGGAGGGGACCAGUUUGGCCACAUCAACAUGGUGAUGGUGCGCUGUCUAGAGCCCCAGGAGAUCUCAGACGUCAGUGUGCAGAUGCACAGCCCUGCGUCACCUGGCAUGUACCAGGGCCAAUGGAGGAUGUGCACAGCCACAGGACAGUUUUACGGAGACGUGAUCUGGGUGAUCCUCAGUGUAGAGGUGGGGGGCCUGUUGGGCGUGACACAGCAGCUGUCCUCCUUCGAGACAGAGUUCAACACGCAGCCGCACCGCAACGUGGAGGGAGACUUCAACCCCUUCGCCUCGCCACAGAAGAGCAAACACAACGCCGGAGACCACAACAACUUGAAAGACCCUGGAGGAGCCUGGGAGGGCACGCAGGACGCCAUCCAGCAAGAUCAAAACGGACUGUCUCACAAUUCUGUAAAUAGAGCAUCGAAUGGGCUCCAAAGCAAUCUAUCAGUAGUGACUUACAGUCAGGGUAUUCAUGGCCCCUAUCCGUUUGGCCAGAGUUAGAAAGAUGGGAGAACCAGGCGGUGCUGAACUGACCCGGGUAUGUUGAGGCAGGGGCACCGGAGAGGGGAGUGACAUAUUUCAUACAGACUCCAGACAACCCUCUUUCUUGCCCCCAAUCCACCAAAACACAAGCUACAGAGAGAACAAGGAUGCACCUACCCCAGCGAAUAACCCCCUAGCAACAUCAUCAGCACCCUCCUGAGAUCUGCAUGUGUAAAUGCUACAUAAUGAGUGCUAUAAAUCCGAAAAAAGAAAUCAUACUAUCACACAGCUGUUUUUUAGUUUUCUUUCAACACACCUCAGUGAGUAAGGACUGCUGGAUGAGUUAAGCAAAGGGAUGGAUGUGUGUGUGUGCUUGAGUAAAUGACAUGUGUGAGUGAAAAAAGCCAUCUAAAACUAUUUUGCCUUGGUGAGCAAUUGUACAGUUGAAGUCGGAAGUUUACAUGCACUUAGGUUGGAGUCAUUAAAAUUCGUUUUUCAACCUCUGCACAAAUUUCUUGUUAACUAUACUUUUGGCAAGUCAGUUAGGUCAUCUACUUUGCAUGACAAGUUAUUUUUCCAAAAAUUCAAUUCACUGUAUCACAAUUCCAGUGGGUCAGAAGUUUUACAUACACAAGUUGACUGUGCGUUUAAACAGCAUGGAAAGUCCCACAAAAUGAUGUCUAGGCUUUAGAAGUUUCUGAUUGCUAAUUGACAUCAUUUGAGUCAAUUGGAGGUGUACCUGUGGAUGUAUUUCAAGGCCUACCUUCAAACUUAGUGCCUCUUUGCUUGACAUCAUGGGAAAAUCAAAAGAAAUCAGCCAAGACCUCCAGAAAAAAAGUUGUAGACCUCCAUAGGUCUGGUUAAUCCUUGGGAGCAAUUUCCAAACGCCUGAAGGUACCAUGUUCAUCUAUACAAACAAUAGUAUGCAAGUAUAAACACCAUGGGACCACGCAGCUGUCAUACCGCUCAGGAAGGAGACGCGUUCUGUCUCCUAGAGAUGAACAUACUUUGGUGCAAAAAGUGCAAAUCAAUCCCAGAACAACAGCAAAGAACCUUGUGAAGAUGCUGGAGGAAACGGGUACAAAAGGAUCUAUAUCCACAGUAAAAUGAGUCCUAUAAUCGACAUAACCUGAAAGGCCGCUCAGCAAGGAAGAAACCACUGCUCCAAAACCGCCAUUAAAAAAAGCCAGACUACGGUUUGCAACUGCACAUGGGGAGAAAGAUCGUACUUUUUGGAGAAAUGUCCUCUGGUCUGAUGAGACAAAAAUAGAACUGUUUGGCCAUAAUGACCAUCGUUAUGUUUGGAGGAAAAGGGGGACGCAUGCAAGCCGAAGAACACCAUCCCAACCGUGAAGCCUGGCGGUGGCAGCAUCAUGUUGUGGGGUUUGCUGCGGGAGGGACUGGUGCACUUAACAAAAUAGAUGGCAUCAUGUGGAAGGAAAAUGAUGUGGAUAUAUUGAAGCAGCAUCUCAAGACAUCAGUCAGGAAUUUAAAGCUUGGUCGCAAAUUGGUCUUCCAAAUGGACAUUGACCCCAAGCAUACUUCCAAAGUUGUGGCAAAAUGGCUUAAGGACAACAAAGUCAAGGUAUUUGAGUGGCCAUCAUCACAAAGCCCUGACCUCAAUCCUAUAGAAAAUUUGUGGGCAGAACUGAAAAAGCGUGUGUGAGCAAGGAAUGGCAGGAGGAAUAGGCCAAAAUUCACCCAACUUAUUGUGGGAAGUUUGUGGAAGGCUACCUGAAACAUUUGACCCAAGUUAAACAAUUUCAAGGCAAUGCUACCAAAUACUAAUUGAGUGUAUGUUAACUUCUGACCCACUGGGAAUGUGAUGAAAGAAAUAAAAGCUGAAAUAAAUAAUUCUCUCUACUAUUAUUCUGACAUUUCACAUUCUUAAAAUUAAAGUGGUGAUCCUAACUGACCUAAGACAGAGAAUUGUUACUAGGAUUAAAAGUCAGGAAUUGUGAAAAAUGUAGUUUAUAUGCAUUUGGCUAAGGUGUAUGUAAACUUCCGACUUCCAACGGUAGGUUUUUAAUCAAUGUCUGCAUAUGUACAGUACCAGUCAAAAGUUUUAAUGUUUUUAUUUAUUUUUCAUAUUUUCUACAUUGUAGAAUAAUAGUGAAGACAUCAACUAUGAAAUAACACAUGGAAGGAAUCAUGUUGUAACUAAAAACGUGUUAAACAAAUCAAAAUAUAUUUGAGAUUCUUCAAUGUAGCCACCCUUUGCCUUGACAACAGCUUUGCACACUCUUGGCAUUCUCAACCAGCUUAAUGAGGUAGUCACCUGGAAUACAUUUCAAUUAACAGGUGUGCCUUGUUAAUUUGUGGAAUUUCUGUCCUCAAUGCGUAUGAGCCAAUCAGUUGUGUUGACAUGGUAGGGUUGGUAUACAGAAGAUAAGAUCUAUUUGAUAAAAUCCCAAGUCCAUAUUAUGGCAAGAACAGCUCAAAUACGAAAAGCGAAACGUCAGUCCAUCAUUACUCUUAGACAAUCCGGAAAAUGUAAAGAACUUUGAAAGUUUAUUCAAGUGCAGUCACAAAAACCAAGCGCUAUGAUGAAAUUGGCUCUCAUGAGGACCGCCACAGGAAAGGAAGACCCAGAGUUACCUCUGCUGUUCAUUAGGGUUACCAGCCUCAGAAAUUGCAGCCCAAAUAAAUAAUUCAGAAUUCAAGUAACAGACACAUCUCAACAUCAACUUUUCAGAGGAUACUGUGAAUCAGGCCUUCAUGGUCGAAUUGCUGCAAAGAAACCACUACUAAAGGAGCCCAAUAAGAAGAAGAGACUUGCUUGGGCCAAGAAACACGAGCAAUGGACAUUAGACCGGUGGUAAUCUGUCUUUUGGUCUGAUGAGUCCAAAUUUGAGAUUUUUGGUUCUUUUGUGAGACGCAGAGUAGGUGCACGGAUGAUCUCCGCAUGUGUGGUUCCCACCGUGAAGCAUGGAGGUGUGAUGGUGUGGGGGUGCUUUGCUGGUGACCUUGUCUGUGAUUUUUUUUGAAUUCAAGGCACACUUAACCUGCUUGGGUUCCACAGUAUUCUGCAGCGAUACGCCAUCCCAUCUGGUUUGCACUUAGUCCCACUGUCAUUUGUUUUUCAACAGGACAAUGACCCAAAACACACCUCCAGGCUGUGUAAGGGCUAUUUGACCAAGAAGGAGAUUUAUGGAGUACUGCAUCAGAUGACCCGGCCACCACAAUCACCCGACCUCAUCCCAAUUGAGAUGAGUUGGUCCGCGGAGUGAAGGAGGAGCAGCCAACGAGAUCAGCAUUUCAAAUUGUAUUUGCCGAAUACAACAGGUAGACCUUACCGUGAAAUGCUUACUUACAAGCCCUUAACCAACAAUGCAGUUCAAGAAAUAGUGUUAAUGAAAUAUUUACAAAAUAAACUCAAGUAACAAAAUCGAAUCAAUCAAAAUAACACAAUAACGAGGCUAUUUGUAGGGUGUACCAGCACCGAGUCAAUGUGUGGGGGUACAGGUUAAUCGAGGUAAUUUGUAAAGUGACUAUGCAUAGAUAAUUAACAGCGAGUAGCAGCAGUGUAAAGACAAAGGGAGUGGGAGUUGGACCCAUGUCAAGUCUUUUCAGUCUCCUGCGGGGGAAAAGGUGCUGCUGUGCCCUCUUCACAACUACUUUGGUGUUUUUGAACCAAGAUAGUUUGGUGAUGUUGACACCAAGGAACUUAACUCUCGACCCGCUCCACUUCAGUCCCGUCGAUGUUAAUGGGAGCCUGUUCGGCCUUCCUAUAGUCCAUGAUCAGCUCCUUUGUCUUGCUCACAUUGAAAGGUUGUUGUCCUGGCACCAAACUGCCAGGUCUCUGACCACCUCCCUAUAGGCUGUCUCAUCGUUGUUGGUGAUCAGGCCUACCACUGUUGUCAUCAGAAAACUUAAUGGUGGUUUUGGAGUCGUGCUGGCCACGCAGUCGUGGGUGAACAGGGAGUACAAGAGGGGACUAAGCACGCACCCUUGAGGGGCCCCAGUGUUGAGGAUCAGCGUGGCAGAUGUGUUGUUGCCUACCCUUACCACCUGGGGGGGGCCUACCCUUACAACAUGUGGGAAGUCCUUCAAGACUGUUCGAGAAGCAUCCUACGCAAAGAUUGUUGAGAGAAUGCCAAGAGUGUGCGAAAAUGUCAUCAAAACAAAGGUUGGCUACUUUGAAGAUUCUCAAAUAUAAAAUAUAUUUUGAUUUGUUUAACACUUUUUCUUGGUUGCUACAUGAUUCCAUAUGUGUUAUUUUGAUUUCUUCACUAUUAUUCUACACUUGUAGUAAAUAGUACAAAUAAAGAGAGAACCUUGAAUGAGUAGGUGUGUCCAAACGUUGGACUGUUACUAUAUGUGAAUGGUUUCCUUUUGGAUUUGACUAAACAUGAAAUGGUGGUUACUACUUCGGUAAGGAAGUGGUGACCUAUGUACACAUAAAUAUAAUACUCCUUCUAAAACAAUUCCUCCACUGAUGUUUCAGAAUUUAGGAUACAGGCCUGUGAAGGAGUAGCCCAGUAAAUAAGGCUUUGCUGUACUGUUCUAACACAGAGAUGCAUAAUUCAGUCGUAAAGCUUGUUCUUUAGAGCAAGCAGAUGGUGCUAAUAAUUAAACUACCAAACCAAAUUGGCUCUGACACGUCACGACGGACAACAUCAUAGAAAAUAGACUUCUGGGUUUGUGACUUCUCAAGCCAGCAGCAAUAUCAACACCAUUGUUUUAUUUCUGCAGUUGUUUCUGCAGUUUGCACGAUGCCACUUCAGGUGUUUGCAAGUGGUGAUUUGAUUUACUGUCUGGAUCUAGAGCGUAUUUUGUGUUUAUAUAUAUAUAUACUCCUUGUUUUAUAUCUUUCUUCCAAACUUGUACACAACAUUGAGUCCCGUUUUGAUUGUCAAAUGAAGUAAAUUUGGUACUACUUAUAUUGAAAAGAACACAGGUUCAACCCUGGAAUUCAUUGUACUCCGCAUGAAGUGCUGUAUGAGGUUUAGUUAUGUUAAUCAUUGUUUACAAAUAUCAACCAAGCUAAGUUAACAUCGUGUUCUGAAAUCUGUUUACCAUUUGGGAAUGUUGUCGUUUUUAACUCUUUCUUCAAGCAAUCCUGAUUUGUCUGCUUCCCGUGUUCCACCAGGUUGAGUAAAAAAAAAAAAAAGGAAAUGAGUGACAAUUGUUAUUCAUCGACUAAAGCUGUUGUAGAUGCCUGUACAAUAGUCUUUUAUGGUUUAUUCUGAUGGACGGUAUCUGUUUUCUUGUGGGCAUGGUGUUUUCACACAAGCCUUUCAUAUUUCUGUAUUUCUCAAGGUCAUACUGUUAAUCCUCCCAAACGUUUUUUUUUUUUAAAUCAUCGGAGUCCCUUUGUCUGCUUUGCUUGUGUUUGUGUGUUCGACGGGGAGAGUUUUUAAUUAUUUGCUUCUUUUUUUUUUUAAAGCAGUGUGGCGUGGUGAGUGGAUGAGUGGAGAGUUUGCAUAGUCUUAUGAUAGAACAUUUAUGAGAAGAGAAAAUGGCAAAUUCAAGCAUUUUUCCUGUAUGUAUAAAUCAAGAUUUGUAUGAUUAAAUUAACACUGACACAAAUAA
Messenger RNA from Salvelinus fontinalis (brook trout), 6835 nucleotides. RefSeq names its product protein ILRUN. Gene Ontology annotation, biological process: macroautophagy. The record is from RefSeq and is a predicted model, not a curated record. The transcript has 5 exons. Gene Ontology annotation, cellular component: phagophore assembly site. Gene Ontology annotation, molecular function: ubiquitin binding. The coding region runs from base 374 to 1318 and encodes 314 amino acids. Lineage: Eukaryota; Metazoa; Chordata; Actinopteri; Salmoniformes; Salmonidae.